UUUGGCGGGAGAUAUUGUUAAAACGUUGCUUGUCUUGCUUCGAAGUGAAAUCGUUUCGAUAAGACACUGAUAAAUCUUGUACAAAAAUGUCUAAUCCGUUGACUGCAGGAGCGAUUAAGGAAAUUUUUUUAGAUCAUAGCAAUUUGCCAAAAUCUCCUGUUUUGCAAGUGUUGGGUUUGAAAAAAGUUCAAGGCAAUCAAGGCGGAAGUGAAAGAUACCGGAUGAUUCUUUCUGAUGGCAUACAUCUUCAUACAUGUGCUAUGUUAGCCACUCAACUAAAUGACAUGGUAGUUGAUAAUCAACUAGACACAAAAGCUGUCAUCCGGUUGGAUAAAUACAUCUGCAAUAUUAUCCAUGAAACACGGAAGGUUUUAAUUAUUUUGGAAUUGUCAAUCAUCAAGAAGGGAUCGGAAUGCCCACGUUAUGGUGAUCCAAAACAGUAUGUCGAGAACACAGAUGAAAAGAGUAGCACUGGUACAACCCAAAACAACAAUAAGCCUAGUGUCCAACAAAAUCCAAAUCCUGGCUCAGCGAACGUUAAACGAAAUCAGGCCCCACCUAGCGGGUCCAGAUUUGCUAGUCACCAAACUCCUGUAUCACGAACUCAAACCGGGCCUACUGUCUUUCCUAUCAGCAGCCUGAAUCCUUACAACAACAAGUGGACAAUUUGUGCCAGAGUGACUUCAAAAUCUAGUAUUAGAGAAUGGUCAAACUCGAAAGGCCAAGGACGAUUGUUCAGUGUUGAUCUAAUUGAUGAAUCUGGUGAAAUACGAGCUACAUGUUUCACCGAACUUGUGGACAGAUUUUAUCCAUUACUUGAACAAAAUAAGAUUUACUACAUCUCAAAAGGAAGUAUGCGACCAGCAAACAAAAGAUUUUGCUCAUUAAAAAAUGACUAUGAAUUGACCUUCAACAACGAUACAACAGUUGAACUGUGUCAAGAGAACAACAGCAUUCCCACUUUGCAGUUCAAUUUCGUCGAAAUUGCCAAAAUCCAAGAUGUUCAACCUGAAAAUCUGAUUGAUAUCGUUGCUGUUUGUUCAAAUAUCGCUGAGGUGAAAGAGGUUAACACUAGAGCUGGAAAGCAGGUCUCAAAACGAGAUCUAACUUUGAUGGAUUCAACUGCUUCUGUAACCUGCACACUUUGGGGAAAAGAAGCGGAAAACUUUGAAAAGUAUGUUGGAUCGAAUCCAAUUAUUGCCAUGAAAGGGGUUAAAGUCUCAGAUUUUGGAGGUCGCACGCUGAGCACGUUGCCCUCCAGUACGAUGAUGAUAGACCCAGAUACUAUCGAAGAAGCGUUUAAGCUGCGUGGAUGGUAUGAUAAUGUUGGUCAUUCAGAAAGCAUCGGUUCAAUAUCUGGACAGAGAGGAGAUGGAAUGAGUACGAGUGUUUAUAAAACUAUCAGUGAUAUUAAGAAAGAAGGACUAGGAACGUCAGAGAAACCCGACUACUUUAAUUUAGUCGCAACCGUUUCCUACUUUAAGAAAGAUAACUGUUUGUACAAGGCAUGCCCAAAGCAAGACUGUAAUAAGAAAGUUAUUGAAGAUGCGGAUCACUACAGAUGCGAAAAAUGUAACCAAACAUAUCCCAACUUUAAACACAGACUGCUUCUAAAGAUCAAUGUGGCAGACUACACGGGCGAGCAAUGGCUGACUUGUUUCCAAGAUACAGCUGAACAAUUGCUAGGGAGAACAGCAGAUGAAAUUGGAACAUUAAGAGACACGGACGAGAAGGCAUUUGAACAGGUGUUCAGCAAGAACGCUUUCAUAAAAAAAUUGUUUCGAGUCAAGGCUAAAGUUGACACGUAUAAUGAUGAAACUCGCGUUAAUUGUUCUGCCGACAGAGUAGCUUCUUUAGAUUUACGAAAAGAAGCCAGGCGUUUGGCAGAGGAAAUCGAGAAGUUAAUGGUCUCAAAUGGACAAGUUUAGAUCACAUUUUUGCGCGAUAAAAAAGAAAAUAGUCUGCUCACUGUGUUGGUUGGUUCGGUUAUGUUGACAGUUUGUUUUCAGUUCUUCUAGUUUCAAGUUUUCUAUAGUGGGUCUAAGUAUAGCACAGGACUGUUCAAAAUAUGCGGUAUUAUGUAUAACUGAUUUGUGGUGACUAUAAAAAUAUAAAAACUUUAACUUCAGUAGUGGGUCUAAGUAUAGCGCAGGACUGUUCAAAGUAUGCGGUAUUAAUGUAAUUUAUUUGUUGUGACUACAAAAAUAUAAAAACUUUAACUUCAGUAGUGGGUCUAAGUAUAGCGCAGGACUGUUCAAAGUAUGCGGUAUUAAUGUAAUAUAUUUGUUGUGACUACAAAAAUAUAAAAACUUUA
Molecule: messenger RNA, 2314 nt
Organism: Dendronephthya gigantea
Lineage: Eukaryota; Metazoa; Cnidaria; Anthozoa; Malacalcyonacea; Nephtheidae
Product: replication protein A 70 kDa DNA-binding subunit-like
Exons: 23
Coding region: 87-1928 (613 amino acids)
Biological process (GO): telomere maintenance via telomerase; double-strand break repair via homologous recombination; DNA replication
Cellular component (GO): DNA replication factor A complex; nucleus
Molecular function (GO): damaged DNA binding; single-stranded telomeric DNA binding
Source: RefSeq, a predicted model, not a curated record